AGAUUUGCGGGUGGAAGACUUCUGGAUCGAGACGGAGCCCCGGGGAGGAAGGACUUGGUUAUUCUGGAGCCCCAGAUGCUGAAGGGCUGACGGGAAUCGGCAGCACUAGCCUCCCUGACCCUUUCCCAUCCCAGACGUGCGGGCCUCUCGACUGCUAGGGCUUCCUCGGUAGAAUGUGGGGCCGUGGGAAAGGACGCUCUUCGUCCCCGGAGGCUGAGGCCUGCCGUAUUUUGUUCUAGCGUCGGAGGGGCUAUCGGUGCGCUCCUCCGCCAUGCGGUAACCUGUUCACGCUCCUGGAACCGCUUUUGAGUCGGAAGUAAACUGAGUGGUUAUCACCAUUCGCUAAGAGUUCAGGUUACCCACCAGGAGAAUUUGACAAUGAGCAGCCGGCGGAAACAUACCCCGCCAGUGAGAGCAGAUGAGGAAAGGCGGCGGCAGCGUUGUUGGAACAUGCACGAGGACAGAAGGAAUGAGCCUCUCACCUUGACUGAUGACGAGGAGCUCCCCUGCCUUGGUCUACAUUCCCGCUCAGCUCACUGCAUCAUCCUAGAUGAUGAUCUAAAGGACGAAUUGUCUCCCAGAAAUAAGUUUUUAGAGGCAGAGAGCAUCUCAAAAUCAGUCGAUAAAGAAGAUACUAGUGGCCUUUCUACCCCUUUGUCUAUAAAGCUAAAUAUUGUGAUUUCUCCCUAUCACUUUGAUAAUUCUUGGAAAGCAUUACUAGGAGAAUUAACUCUUCAGCUUCUUCCUGAACAGAGUUUAAUUGAAAAUUUUUCUGAAAGGAGUUUUACACUUAUGAAUUUAGAGUCAAGCAAUCAGUUCCUGAUCUAUAUUCAUUCAAAAUACAAAGAUGUAGAGAAACAAGAAAAAGGACUCAGCGAGCCAAUUAGUCUUUGUGACAAGGGUAUUCGAGUCAAAUCAUCCUUCAGUGAUGAAAUGUUUGAAGAUCUGGAAUGGCUGCAAAAGAAGAGAAGAAUAAAACUUUAUCAGAAACCAGAAGGAAAUCACAUUAUCAAGGUUGGAAUUUAUCUUUUGGAAGAUGGCCUAGCGAAACUAGAUUUUUUGAGUGAUACAAAUUCAAGAAUGAAGAAGUUCAAUCAACUCAUGAAGAGAGUUAUGGAAAAGUUGUACAAUUUUAUUAUUCCAGAUGUGUUGGAAGAGGAUGAAGAUGAUUCAGAGAGUGAGCCAGAGGGACAAAACAUUGAUGAGCUCUAUCAGUUUGUGAAGCAAAUACAUAAGCGAGAAUCACAGUCCAUCCAAGUGGAUGUCCAGCAUCCUGCGCUGAUGCCUGUGUUGAGACCAUACCAAAGAGAGGCUGUCAGUUGGAUGCUACAACAAGAGCAUUUUUGCAGAAGCGUUCCUGCUGGUGAAAAUGCCCUGCACUUAUUAUGGCGAGAGAUUGUUACAUCUGAGGGUUUGAAACUCUACUACAAUCCAUAUACUGGCUGCAUUAUGCGUGAGUACCCAAAUGCUGGGCCACAGUUGCUUGGUGGAAUCUUAGCAGAUGAAAUGGGUCUUGGAAAGACAGUGGAGGUUUUGGCUCUGAUUCUGACUCAUACUCGACAAGAUGUCAAACAAGAUCCUCUCACUCUUCCUGAGGGAAAAGUGGUGAAUUAUUUCAUUCCAUCACAUUAUUCUAGAGGAAAAGUAAAUAACACAGAAACCCGGAAUAUGGAAUUUAGACCAAAAGAAAAAGUUCAGUGUCCCCCUACACGUGUGAUGAUCCUGACAGCUGUGAAAGAAAUGAAUGGGAAAAAAGGUGUUUCCAUGCUUUCCAUCUAUAAGUAUGUCAGUUCUGUAUAUAGGUAUGAUGUUCACCGGAACAGAAGUCUUCUGAAACGGAUGCUGAAGUGUUUAAUUUUUGAAGGUCUUGUGAAACAGAUCAAAGGCCACGGUUUUUCUGGAACUUUUACACUGGGGAAGAAUUAUAAGGAAGAGAAUGUAUCUGAUAAAGCAAAAAAACAGGCAGUAGGUAGUCCAAGGAAAAUUGAAAAAGAAUCCAGAAAAUCAGGAAGCAAAGACACAGAUUCUGAAUACUUCCCCUCAGACUCUUCUGAUGAUGAUGAUCCUUAUUAUUACUAUAAGCCCAAGAAAAAUCGUAAUAAAUUGAGGAAAAAUCUUGUUCCCUCUGCAAAAGCGAGAAAAAGUCAGCCUAACAUAGAUCUCAAUUCACAAAAUCACUGUCCAGCUACCAGUGACUCUGGAAUUACUGAUGUUACCAUAUCUGAAAACACAUGUAUCUUUGAAGUGAAGCAAGAACAUGCAACAGAGGGCCAAGGUGGGUCUCCACACCCUGUUGGUGGCAAUGUGCCACAUGCUAAUAUCAUGAGUCCUUUUAAUUCCUCUGAUUAUCGCUUUGAGUGCAUAUGUGGUGAAUCUGACCAGCGAGACCAUAAGCUGCGUAUUCAGUGCCUGAAAUGCCACCUGUGGCAACAUGCAAAAUGUGUGAAUUAUGAAGAGAAGAAUCUGAAGAUUAAGCCUUUUUAUUGCCCCCACUGCUUGGUUGCAAUGGAGCCAGUAUCAUCAAGAGCAAAUCUGAUCAUCUCGCCCAGCUGCAUCUGUCAUCAAUGGAUAGAUGAAAUCAGGAAGCACGUGAGGUCAUCAUCUCUUCGUGUAUUGGUAUAUCAAGGAGUGAAAAAAGAUGGCUUUUUACAACCUCAGUUUUUGGCCGAACAGGAUAUAGUUAUCAUUACCUAUGAUGUCCUUCGUUCAGAACUAAACUAUGCAGAUGUCCCACACAGCAGUAGUGAGGAUGGGCAUUGGCUACGGAACCAGAAGCGCUAUAUGGCUAUUCCCAGUCCACUUGUAGCCGUGGAAUGGUGGAGGAUCUGCCUUGAUGAAGCUCAGAUGGUUGAAUGUCCUGCUAUAAAAGCUGCAGAAAUGGCUCAGCGCUUGAGAGGGAUUAAUCGCUGGUGCAUCAGUGGCACUCCAGUGCAGAGAGGAUUGGAGGAUCUUUUUGGAUUAGUGGUCUUUCUUGGUAUUGAACCUUACUGUGUCAAACACUGGUGGGUUCGACUUCUCUAUCAACCUUACCUCAAGAAGAAUCCUCAGCUUCUGUACAACUUUAUUGCCAAGAUAUUGUGGAGGUCGGCAAAGGAAGAUGUGAUUGACCAAAUCCAGAUACCCCCUCAGACAGAAGAAAUCCACUGGCUUCACUUCUCUCCUGUGGAAAGACAUUUCUAUGACCGUCAGCACGAAGUGUGCUGCCAGGAUGCAGUAGUAAAACUCAGGAAGAUUUCUGACUGGGCUCUGAAGCUCAGCAGCUUAGACAGGAGGACUGUCACCUCCAUCCUGUAUCCACUGCUGAGGCUCAGACAGGCCUGCUGCCACCCACAGGCUGUUCGUGGAGAGUUCUUACCACUCCAAAAAAGCACCAUGACAAUGGAAGAGCUGCUGAUAUCUCUACAGAGGAAAUGUACAACUGAAUGUAAAGAAGCACAUCGGCAGCUAGUUUGUGCUCUCAAUGGCUUAGCAGGCAUCCAUAUCAUUAAAGGUGAGUAUGCCUUGGCAGCAGAACUAUACAGAGAAGUGCUGCGUUCAUCUGAGGAGCACAAAGCAAAACUCAAAACCGAUUCAAUCCAAAGACUUCAUGCUACACAUAACUUGAUGGAAUUGUUGGUAGCCAAGCACCCAGGGAUACCUCCUACCUUGCGAGAUGGCAGACUUGAGGAAGAGGCCAAACAGCUGCGAGAGCAUUACAUGAGCAAGUGUAAUACAGAAGUUGCCGACGCGCAGCAAGCUUUGCAGCCUGUACAGCAGAUGAUAUGUGAGCUGCAGAGAAAGAUUUAUUCUGUUUCUCCUUGGUGGCUAAAUGUGAUUGACAGAGCAAUAGAAUUUGCUAUUGAUGGGGAGCUUAUUCAGCGAGUGCGAAAUGAAAUAGCCAGCAGCUACAAGCAACAAACUGGCAAGCUUUCUAUGUUAGAAAAGUUCUAUGACUGCAGAGGUCUUCAGUACUUACUUACAACACAAAUGGAGGAGCUAAAUAAAUUCCAGAAGCUGGUAAGAGAGGCUGUAAGAAACCUGGAGGGACCUCCAUCUCGUGAUAUUAUUGAAUCUGCAACCAUCUGCCACCUCCGGCCAACCAGACUUCCUCUCAACUGCUGUGUCUUUUGUAAGGCUGAUGAAUUGUUCACAGAGUAUGAAUCGAAGCUGUUUUCUCACAUAGUCAAAGGCCACACUGCAAUAUUUGAGGAAAUGAUAGAGGAUGAAGAAGGACUAGUGGAUGAUCGAAUGCCUACCACCAACCGGGGUCUGUGGGCAAUAAGUGAGACAGAGAGGUCUAUGAAAGUGUUACUGUCAUUUGCAAAAUCACAUAGAUUUGAUGUUGCAUUAAUUGAUGAAGGAAGUACUUCAAUGGAUCUCUUUGAAGCAUGGAAGAAAGAAUAUAAGUUGCUGCAUGAAUAUUGGAUGGCUCUAAGGAAUCGUGUAUCUGCUGUUGAUGAACUUGCAAUGGCUACAGAACGACUGAGAGUGCGUCAUCCUGAAGAGCCAAAGCCCAGUCCUCCUGUUCUUCAUAUCAUUGAACCACAUGAGGUAGAACAAAAUCGUAUAAAACUAUUAAAUGAUAAAGCUGUUGCCACUUCACAGCUUCAGAAAAAACUUGGACAUCAUCUUUACCUAACUAACUUGAAAAAGUCUCAAGACAAAACUUCAGGGGGUAUUAAUCCAGAACCCUGUCCAAUCUGUGCUCGGCGGCUGGGAAAACAGUGGUCAGUACUGACCUGUGGGCACUGUUUCUGUAAUGAAUGCAUUUCAAUUAUUAUCAAACAGUACAGCGUGGGGUCUCACAGAAGAUCCAUAACGUGUGCCAUCUGCCGCCAGACCACGUCACACAAAGAAAUUUCAUAUGUGUGUACUUCAGAGAAAGCCAGACAGGAAAAGGACAUCCCUGUAAAGGGCAGUCAUUCUACAAAAGUAGAAGCUGUGGUCAGAACUCUGAAGACAAUCCAGCUUAGAGAUCCAGGGGCUAAAGCCCUCGUCUUCUCAACGUGGCAAGAUGUAUUAGAUGUUAUUUCAAAAGCUCUCACUGACAACAACAUGAAAUUUGCACAGAUCAGUAGUGUUAAUAAGACAUUUCAGGAGAACCUGUCAGCAUUUAAAUAUGAUCCCCAGGUCAACAUUUUGCUGCUGCCGCUGCGCACAGGUUCCAAUGGAAUAACUAUAAUUGAAGCAACUCAUGUGCUCUUGGUGGAGCCCAUCCUGAACCCUGCCCAUGAGCUUCAGGCCAUAGGACGGGUGCACCGAAUUGGACAGACAAAACCAACUGUUGUACACAGAUUCCUAAUUAAAGCAACAAUAGAAGAAAGAAUGCAAGCAAUGCUGAAAACUACUGAGAGACGUCACAUGAUCUCAUCGGUAAAGCACCCAGAAGCCUCCAUCUUGACCUUGGCUAAUCUUGCAGACCUUUUUACCCAAGAAACUGAAGAACUUGAAUGAAGUACAUUUGAUGCAAUCCACAAGCUGCAGUGUAUUCAAAUUAUUUCAUAGCUUGUAAAGCAGUUAUAAGUAAAAAAAUAAAGAAAAAUCCCAGUAGAUGUCAGUAAAUACUGUUUUAGCUAUAUGAAUUUAUUGCCUUUUUUAUUUGUACAGUGUCCUAGUAAUUAUUGAGUUCUUUUCAAUAACUUGCUUCUAAAAGAUCUAUAAAGAAUUUUAAUUUUACACUCCUAAUAGAAUCUUUAUUUUUGUUCCAAAGAAUAUCUCUAUCUAAUGAGGUGAGGGAACUAAGAGAGCAAAUAAGAGAGAAAAUUAAGUAGCUUAGUUUUCUAUGACCCAGUGUAUUCAACCAAUAGAGAUCUCAUUUUUGAAGGACCUUCAGUUUCUUCAGCAUACAUUCACCAGGAUAUUGUUUAAGUAGGUGGUGAAUUAUUUUAACUCCUGGUUGAUUAGGUUAUUUGAUUAGUUUUAACUCCAUGCAUAGUAACUUUAUAGUAAUACAGCUCCUAACAGUGUGUUAAUAUUAGGCAAUUAUUUCUUUUUUCUGUAUCUUGUUGCUAAAACACUGGACAUUUUUUGACUUCUAAGAUGUGUUAAGUGUAAACAGUUAACUUUAAGUAACAUUAAGUUAAGAUUAUCUUAAAAUUUACCUUUAAAUUACCUAAACUGCUUUACUUCUAAUCUUUAAGUUUUAAUGUUUUAAGACUGACUGAUCUGUAAAUAUUGCAAUUUUUAUAAUUUUCUUACCAUCAUAACAUGGAAAUAUGGCAGGUUGUCUUUUUUUAAUCAUUAUUGUAUUGAUGUCUUAGAAUUUCUUCCUUUCCCAUGUUCUCAUGUAACUAGACUUUUAACCACCAAUAUCUAAAUUUGUGAUAGGGUUUCUUAUUUUAUUACACUAGUACUUCCCUCAAGGACUAGCAUUUGAUCUUUAGAACAAGAGAAUGGCAUAUUUACAUAAGCAAAUAAUUGCAAGAGAUCAUAACUAAAUGUUGCUUCUUCUGUGAAGAACUAAUAGACUUUGAAAUCGCUAAAUAAGGGGUAGCUUGUUGUAUCCUAGCCAUUUGAUGUAAUAUAUAUAUUCUCAUUCUGGUUUGUUUUCUUUGAGCCUUUCUUAAGUGACCCUCAGGAUUCAUUAGCAUCUACUCAGCUGUCCAGAAAACUGUAAUAGAAGUAUUCCCAGGAUCACAUUUGUCCAAGGGACUCUGGUGCUUAGUUAAGGUGCAUUUUCUUAUUCUAGGUUUAUAGGGUGACAUAAUUCAACUGAGGAAAACACACACAUAUUUUUGGUGCUUAUUGUUCAGUUGAAGGGACAUGCAUUGAUUCUUUUAUAUGAAAUUAAACAGAACUAUUAUUUUUGUAGCUCUUUACACAUUAUAAAGAGCUUUCCUGUACAUUCAUGUGUUUAAUUUGCCCAAGAAUCCUGUGAAAUUGAAUUGACACCAUUCCUGUUUUGAAGGCAGAGAACUAAGAGAACUAUUGAGAACUGUGCCUCUGGCACGUAGCAACUAAACAGUGGAGCCCCCAUCUCCUGACUCCAAAUCUCAUGUUCUUUCUCUAAAUUAUAUGUAACAUUGAGAUUUAGAAGGCCCAUGGUUAAAUUUAGUGAUGACCAUAUUUCAGUAUUACUGUUUAUUUCCUAGUAUUCUUUUUUGAGAUAAAGUUUUAGGAAAAACAAUUUGAUAAUGCUUCAAUUUUGUAAAAAAAAAAAUAUAUAUAUAUAUAUAUAUAUAGACACACACACAUACCUGUAUUAGAGAAAAAAGACUGCUCUAUUUAUUUCUGUAAAAUAUCAUCAAUUAAAUAAAUAUUUUAGUGGAAAUUGAAAUUUGGGGAUUUAUUUAAUUUCUGAGCUAUAGACAUAUGGUAUGGCUUUUGGUUUUUGUUUGUUCACUUUGAUCUCUCAACAAAAGAUGUCAAAUAUACUGCAAAAUCCCAUAUGUUAUAGGUAUUUGUUACUUCUUCAGAACAGUUGUGACAAUUCUUCCAAAUAAUUGUUCAAAACAAGUGCAGAUGUAAUCCUUACACGUUCUUACCUAUAAACAAAGGACCUUUCUGUUUCCUUCUUUCAUCAUUUCAUAUUCUGUGAAAUAUCACUGUGCUUAUAAAUAGUUGUUCUUAAGCAGUGCUGUACUAAUGAACCAGUAAGAAAAAGUGAGGUAGUCCAAUUCUUAGAGAUUUUAAAUGUGUUUAGACCUUGGGAAGCAUUCUCUGUUAAAGGGAUCCAGGUGAGGUUACUAGGACUUGAAAGGACUUAACUUCUGUACAAUGUAAAAUACAUAAACUUAAUUCUGUAAUCUUUUGCUUUAAACGCAGAUAACUUUGCUAUGUUGAUUGCAGCUUCAACAUUCCUCUUUCUGUGUAAUGUCAGCAGAAUGAUCCUGCAUUUGGUUUUGGGGAUUCAUCCCUUUCCUAUCACACUAGCAAUAGCAAACUAAAAAACUCUUGUCACGAUAAUUCAGCACAUAACCAUAAAUAAUUAAUUACCAAACCCAACAGUACUUAACAUAUUUAGGAACUGAAUUCAGCCAUACAAGACCCAUCAUCAACUUAAGCUACCCUUUCAGUUGGACAAAGGAAGAAAUUACCUCUUUUAAAUCUUCUCCUGCUCUCAUUUACUAACUCUCCCAAGAUUUAGCAUGUUUGAGUUCUUUAUGUUUAUUAAACUACAGAAUGACCUUUGAGAAAUGCAGAAAUUUCCUAUGCUAAAUGAUCUCAGGCCUGGUCGAAUAAAAAAUAUCUUUCACUUUUCUAGAAUUUAAACAAAAAGCUGACAAUAAUACACCAUUUCAUAAUGUUUAACUAGCAUAUCAGUAUAAGAAUGAAAUGUUAUUUAAACAGUACAGUACAAGUAAUGCAUUUUAACCUUGUCUACUCUGAUAAAGGAAAUCUUCAGUAAAUCCUCAAUGAUCGAUUAACUCUAUAUUUUAUAAAAUUUUAUAAAAUGCAUAAGAAUCUCUAUGUACUUAUGUUAUGAAGCCCACAUGAAUGCUAUCACAUGUCAGUGUUAAAUAUGAACUACUUUCAAGCUUUCCUUCAGAGAAGGACUGUGAGUGAUUGAUAACCCCAAAGGGAAUUCAAGUCUCACAAUAGGUAAGCAGUGAUGCCUCUGAGUUACAGACAGAAUAUAGCACUAGUAAAAAAAAAAAAAAAAAAUUGCACUAGCAUUUAGCAGGGACCAAAGUUUCCUCCUCUAGCUUACCCUUGCCUUCAGUCAGAUUUUUCAGGGACACAUUAUCUUGUCUUUGAAGGUCCCACACCAUCACUUGGAUCCUAUUGCAUUAUUUAAUACCUGUAUCAGUAACUUUCAAGAAAUUUUGUUCAUUGAAACUGGCUUUGCUAUCCUGGAACCAAGUCCUUUCUACUGCAGCUUAUGCUCUCUUUCUUAUAAAAUAGAAAUAAAAUUUAAUUACUGUUAUCUGUAUAUUGAUCCUUUGUACAGGUGAUGUAUUAUUUAAUUGCUCAGUAACUUUCUGAACAGUUAAUAUAAUCCAUUGGGAAAUAAUGCAUCCCUUCAGCCUUUUCUUAAAGGUCUCCCUGUACAAACGCUUUUGUCUCCUAGAUGCCUGCUCUUAGGCUCCAUACCUCUGAUAGAGCCUCUUCAAGGAACUGUUUUGUCCAAGGACAUAUUUUCAACAUGGGGAAUCUGUUCAGAUCUGUAAUGUGUAUACCAUACAGUUCUGAUUUCUGAUCCCUCCAAUGCUUUAAGGAGCAAACAUUUAUACUUGAAUUUCCUUAGAAAUCUAGUUUCUCCUCACUUUAUUAAUUAUUUGGGGUGUAUCUACUAGAUUACCUGUGUUAUUUUCUUUCAAGACCAAUUAGUUUAUAUUUACUACAUCCAUGCUGAUUCAGAACUAUGAAGACAUCCUGUCCCUCAUCUGUUUUUCAGCUCCCUGUAAUUAAAUGAGUGCCAUAUCCUAUAUUUUCUGUUGUCACCGAAUGAUGUCUUCUUUGGUAAAUACAAUCCUGUGUUUUACAAAGGAAUAUGUUUCAGUGCCUGGUGUUGCUUUAUUUUAUUAGAAUGGUUAUUAAAUGAUUAGCUAUUAAACUAUUCAGCAUCA
Manis pentadactyla (Chinese pangolin) is the source of this 9488-nucleotide messenger RNA. RefSeq names its product SNF2 histone linker PHD RING helicase (gene SHPRH). The coding region runs from base 379 to 5433 and encodes 1684 amino acids. The record is from RefSeq and is a predicted model, not a curated record. Gene Ontology annotation, molecular function: structural constituent of chromatin; DNA binding; ATP-dependent chromatin remodeler activity. NCBI's taxonomy places the organism in Eukaryota, Metazoa, Chordata, Mammalia, Pholidota, Manidae. Gene Ontology annotation, biological process: protein polyubiquitination; DNA damage response; nucleosome assembly. Gene Ontology annotation, cellular component: nucleus; nucleosome. The transcript has 30 exons.